Molecule: messenger RNA, 789 nt
Organism: Cucurbita maxima (winter squash)
Lineage: Eukaryota; Viridiplantae; Streptophyta; Magnoliopsida; Cucurbitales; Cucurbitaceae
Exons: 3
Coding region: 57-461 (134 amino acids)
Biological process (GO): regulation of jasmonic acid mediated signaling pathway; response to wounding; regulation of defense response
Cellular component (GO): nucleus
Source: RefSeq, a predicted model, not a curated record
UAAAAGGUCUCAUUGGAGUUCUAGAGCUAAAGGGAUUGUGUAUUGGAGGUUGGCAAAUGGGAAGGGAGUUCAGUUUGGAGCUUGGGCUGUGGCCAUCUUCUUCUGUUUCAGAGACAAACUUCCAAUUCUCUGCAAUUCCCUCCAUGAUGGCUAUGCCAUUUACUUUGAACCAACAGCAGCAGAUCAUGGUGUUCUAUAAUGGAACACUUUCCCUCUGUGACUUUACUGAGCUCCAGGCAAGAGCCAUACUAUGGGUAGCAAGCCGAGAGAGGAGUAGCAACUCGAGAUGGACCAACCCAGAAUGGUUGAGUCUGCUGCAAAUGCCAAAGAGUGGGAGUGGGAAUGGGAAUGGGAAUGGGAAUGGGAAUGCAGGUUUCCCCAUUAAGAAAUCUCUGCAGAGAUUCCUACAAAGGAGAAAAGCAAGAAGAAUUCGAUCAAUGUCUCCAUAUCACAAAUUGUAAUAACCAAACCGCUUACCUGAUUCAAGCGAAGUUUGAGCCUCCCAACAUCAUCAAACAAUCCAUCGAUCAAUCAAUCAAUCAAAAACUCUUCAUUUGUACUCUUAUUCUACUUACAUUCUUGUAUUGUUGAAUGGAAAUAAGCAAAAAAAGUACUACGAGAAAAUAAUUCGUUUCGAACGUGUAAAUGAAAACACAAUAGCCCCGAGUUACAGUGCAAAAGAAACAUCUAUCAGGACACGACCUGAUUGAAACUAAUCUCUGGAAUGAGAAUCUGCAUCUUUUGUUCUGAAGCAUUUGACAGCAAGAAAAAAAGCAUCCUAAAAGAAUC